Messenger RNA from Cylindrotheca closterium, 684 nucleotides. The record is from the annotation of a GenBank genome assembly. NCBI's taxonomy places the organism in Eukaryota, Bacillariophyta, Bacillariophyceae, Bacillariales, Bacillariaceae.
AUGAGCCUUUCGCCAUUUAGAAGUGAGGCCCCGCUUGGCAUCUCUAUAUUGACCAAGGUCUUGGCGCAAGCAGUCAAGUCAAGUCCGCUCACGGCUCCCCUACCGAGCUCGCCACCUCGGGCUACUACGGCCAUCGCCAACCAACCUCCGCCUCGAGACACCACCGCUGCUGCUUCUUGGAGGGAACUUGUGACUCCGGAUCACACAGCAAGGACUCUGUCGACCUCGGACCAUAGCAAUGCGUUGGACCCAGGCUCUGGUCCAGGGUCCUCUACUCCGUCUCUGGCCAGUUCUCGGGUCUCUGACAAUCCCUCGGAUGGUUCCCCGUCCCCGGUCUUCCCCAUCUUCCGUCAUCCUCAACACUCUCCUCCCUCUGACCGUACUAAGGGCUUCCAUCAAGGAGUUUCCAAUGAAUGGUCUCCAAGAGAGCAAUUUCAACACAGAAUGUGCGACGCGCCAAGAGCCAAGAAGGGCCAAGAGCGGACAGUCGCCAUGGAACUGACCCACAGAGGCGGUCUUUCCUCAGCGCAAGAAGCUUGGACGAAAGAAGGAGCGGUCGCAGCGCUGGAUCCAACAUCAGCCGCACCGUGGAGACCUUUCCGUUUUUCUCGCCCGAGGCGGCAGCUGGAGAGAUUGCUUUUUGCAAAUUCAAGGCCAGUUGUCGUCGGUCGUGUGGGGGAGUGA